Chenopodium quinoa (quinoa) is the source of this 1867-nucleotide messenger RNA. RefSeq lists its product as uncharacterized. The transcript is spliced from 2 exons. The record is from RefSeq and is a predicted model, not a curated record. NCBI's taxonomy places the organism in Eukaryota, Viridiplantae, Streptophyta, Magnoliopsida, Caryophyllales, Amaranthaceae. Bases 126 to 659 code for a protein of 177 amino acids.
AAAAAAAAAAAGAACGCGAGCCAGUAAUAUAAAGUAUAAACCACUUCAAUUUUAUUGCUCUCAAAAAAAUACAAAAGAAAUACAAAAAUUCUUUGUUCUAAGAUUUUCUGAGAAUUGUAAAUUCAAUGGCAAGCAAGAAGAUAAAGAUGGAGAAAGACGAUGACAACAAUGAUCAAGAAUCUAAACCCACCAACUCUGCUUUGAAUCCUGUAGUUGUUGAUGAAGUUAAAACCCGAAGCCAAACUGAUGAAGGUACUGGUUUAGAACCUGAUGGUAGUGAGAAACAACAGGCACAACAGCAGCCAGUGUCAGCUACAAGGCCUACAACAAAUAGUCAAGCCUCAUCAGAUCAGUUGUCGCCUCGUUCUGAUAUAGAUCAGCCAGGAUCAAGUUCAGAUUCUGCUUCUAAUCCAGACCCAUUGCAUCAGUUGCAGCCUCAUCAUGGUUCCCUGAAUCAACCAGAGUCAAGUUCAAAACCUGUUAUUGAUCCAGCUGCAGCAAAUGAGUUUCUAUUGCAUAUGGAUUCCCUAAACCUACCUGGAGUAUUGAAUUCACCACUAGGCCGCCUAAAGCUUCGGUCACUAAUCAAUGAGUUGGGAUCUGUGACUAUAUCUCCUGAUGCAGGUAGAUUAUUUAUAUUCGCCUUACAACUGAUCUGAGGCUGUCAUGGCUUUAUGUAAGCUUAUGCUUGACAGGAUAUGGUCGUAGCUAGAGAUUUAUAUUUGUAUUUAAGCAAGUAUGUACAUAUAUAUGUUAUACUUCUUGGGAUCUGUUUGAUAGUUGAUCUGUACUAGUGUUCUCUAUUUUCAGAAAAUCUAUUGAAUAUGUUUUCUUCAUUACUGCAUACCUAGUUCUUUCUACUGGUAUAGGCGAUGGCACUCAUAAGAGAGGCAGAAGUACUUCAACUAAUGUUUUUCACUCAAGAGCUUCUCAACAUGGUGAAAACAAAGGUGAUUAUGAUAAUGCAAAGGUGCCUUCCGAUCUUUUGCCUCCUACUGGUAAAGUUGAUUCAACCAAUGUUUUUCAUGGUCUUGGUGAUUACAGAAGUCAAAUUCAAUAUAUAAAUGCUGAGAUAAAUUUGAGGCAGACAGUAUCAGAAGAAAAUAUGCAGGAAAUGAUUACUUCAGUUGAUCGAUUGCCUUCUACUGGUAUAGUUAUUCAUGAGGGAGGUGGAAGUACUUCGAGUAAUGCUUUGCUCUCGGGAGCUCAAGAUGGUGAAAACAAAGGUGAUUCUGAUAAUGCAAAGCCGCCUUGUGUUCUUCAGGCUCAAGGAACUGGGAGUGGUCCUGGUUCGACCCCAGGAAAUACCACUGCUGGUGAUGAGUCCAACAGACCGGUCAGCAUAGCUGCAGGGGAAGUGUUAUCUGCAACUGAUACCGACAUGUUAGAGUCUACUACUGAAUCAGAAGAAAUACAAGGUGAAAAGGAGAAAUCUGAUGCAUUCCAAGAUGGCAACACUCCAGGAAAUUCUAGUGCACGAUAAUAUUUCAGUUGAAGGUCUUGAGGCUUUCUUGGGUGAUCUCUUUCACUUGUUGGAACCCUAAUCGGUUGAUAAUAUUUCAAAUUUGUAGCUGUAUUUCAUGAUGUCUCUAGCCGAAUUCAUACUGUUCUAAUGCUACCAGAUGGAAUUGGCUGAAAUUUUUUACAGGAAGUCAUAAGUAUAUAUAGGAGAGUAUACAAAAGCAAGUAGCUAGUAGUACAGUAUAUAGUACAGGAUCUAUCAACCAUUUACAUGAUUUUUUUUACUGUAAAUAAGCAGGUGUUAUUAGCACUGUUGUUUGUCAAGGAAUAAUGAGUCUUUUAGAAUGUAAUACAUAGAAAAGAAAACAAGGAUGUAGAUAACUCUCAAUUAGCAUGUAUGGUAAAA